Camellia sinensis is the source of this 1096-nucleotide messenger RNA. The record is from RefSeq and is a predicted model, not a curated record. NCBI's taxonomy places the organism in Eukaryota, Viridiplantae, Streptophyta, Magnoliopsida, Ericales, Theaceae.
ACAAACUUCCUUACAACCUGCUUCACAAUCUUCGCCACAGCAAUCUACACAAUCUGCAUCACAACAUCCUUCCACUUCUCCUCAACACAUUGUCCCUUCUGUCUCUAGCCCUCAACCAUCACCAUCCAACCCCUCCAAUUCCCAAACUUCAAACAAAGAAUCACAGAGGAUUGAAUUUGACAUUUCAAUCAACAGCCAAUCCUCUCCAACAGAUGACAACACAAAAUCCCCUCAACCAGAAGUUCACCACAACCAAGGGAUGGACAUAAUACAGGACUCAUCUCCACGACCAAUGGGCGAGACAGAACUUGAAGGUCCUCAUGACUUUCCCCUGUUAGCAGAACCAGAGAAAGAGCCUCAAGGCGCUGAUGUUGCCAUUUCAUCAGUACCAGAAACAACUCGUCCUAAUGCCACAACCAUAGCUGAACAAGGCCAACCGUCUACGCGCACGUUAUCAGGACAGGCCGUCGGUCCAUGCCAGGAUAUUUGGGCCGAACUUUCUAUUCUUCAACAAGAUCUAGACGAAAUAUCCCCAUUGCCUCAAAGGCUACAUCUGUUUGAUGCUGAAACUCAACAAACCUUAACCACCUUCAUCAACCUCAUUAACACCCCAGUUGAAGAAAUCAUUCUCCACAAACCUGAUGAAACCUUGGCCUGUCUUUCUACUGUUGUAAACCUCUCCCCUAAUCCUUUCAACCCCAUUCAACUAAAGCAAUUGGCCAAGAUCAUCACGGAAUGGCCAACCCUUUCAGAGAUGGUUCAGACUUGCUCGAAGGAUAUUCAAACCAAAAAGGAUUUCCUAAAUGAAGCCCACACCAUAUCUACUUCACUCAAACUCAGCCAGCAAACCUCUGCAGUCAUUCUUCAGCAACACUUAGCACUUGAACUUGAGGAAGCCAAACUCAUGGCAGAACUUGCCUCUGUCCGGCAAAGAAAGGCUCAUCUGCAGCAGCAACAUGACCAGCUUAAUCAAGAAGCAAGGAUGAUGCUCUCCCAAAUUAGACAUCGUUCUGCAUCCAUUCAGACAACUAAAGCUGAGUUGGACCAAGCCCAAGCCAUGCUGGCAGAUGCUCAAUCAGAGUGGGGUGUGUUCUAG